Molecule: messenger RNA, 2241 nt
Organism: Aureobasidium uvarum
Lineage: Eukaryota; Fungi; Ascomycota; Dothideomycetes; Dothideales; Saccotheciaceae
Source: the annotation of a GenBank genome assembly
AUGUCGCGGCAUGUUGCUCGACAGUUAUGGGGGCUGCCGACCACCACGUCGUCGAGUCUCACUGCCGUACGUCUGCCCUUGUCCCUCAAACACACGCGCCCACUGACACAAUCCCCGCCANNGACCUGCACGCCAUACACACUCCCUUCAGACGGCAUCAUUAGUUUCGCCCCAGACAACAUCGUCACCCUUACCGCCAACGUAGUCUUCUCGCCCGCCUGCACUCAAGGUUACGAAACUCCCGGAACCAGCAAUGACCCGUCUAGCGUCGCCGACCUCGAGAACCCCUUCUAUGCCUCGACCAUUCCGCAGACCUUUGUCGUUGCCUGCGCCACCUCACUCGCCUGGGUCUUGGUUGUCAUGCUCCUGAUCAACUCCCGUUCGUUCUCUCCAGGAUUCGGACUCACAAACUUUGCUUCCGGACGAGGACUCAUCGGUGGCGCUACCGGUGGCACUGCUGCACCAGGUGUGGGUUCACGACCAUGGCUUCAAAAGGUCGCAGCUCUUCUCACCGCCAUCGCCCUGACGAUCGCCACGGCAGACACAUUCAAAGUUGCCCAAGAACAAUACUCGGUUGGAUACAUGGAUGGAGAUGCUAUGCACAGAAAGGUCGAAGGCAGUAUGGAAGUUCGCGUGACACGCGUCAUCUCCGACGUCUUUCUCUGGCUCGCUCAAGUACAGACUCUGAUUCGACUGUUUCCGCGCCACAAAGAAAAGGUUGUCAUCAAAUGGGUCGGUUUCGCUCUCAUCGUUCUGGACACAAUCUUCUCCUGUCUCAACAGUUUCCUGGUUGACAGCUUCGUCCGCCCUCGUCAUUUCGUCGACGCCAUUCCAGCUCUCAGCUAUCUGUUCGAACUCGCUGUUGGUCUACUCUACGCUGCCUGGGUCAUCUUCUAUGGUCUCACCAAACGUCGCUACGCCUAUUUCCAUCUCAAGAUGAAGAGCAUAUUCAUAGUCGCUCUCUUAUCACAUGUCGCAAUACUGACUCCCGUCGCCUUCUUCAUCACUGACGUCGCUCAACCGGAUGUUGCUGCUUGGGGCGACUAUUUCCGAUGGGUCGGAGCUGCCGCGUCUAGUGUCGUUGUUUGGGAAUGGGUUGAACGAAUAGAAGCCUUGGAACGAGACGAGAAGAAGGACGGCAUUCUUGGCCGUGAGGUUUUCGAUGGUGAUGAGAUGAUCGACAUGACUCCUGGUGACAACAUGACAUAUACACGGAAACCCCGAGACAAUUAUCGCCCAGCUGAUAGCGACAGCUCUGGUGGCUCCGCUCACAAAUCCGGCUCGCAACAAGACACAGCUGCCAGGAGACGGAAAGCCAUCCCUCGUCGAAGCACACAUCUGCCUCUGGGCAGAGCUCAUUCCGAAAACAGAACAAUCACCUUUGGAUCAUUACCUCGUCCCGAGACAACACUCACACCCAUCACUGGCCAAACACCUCCACCUCCUCGAAUAUCGCCNCCUGAUCGGGCAAAUACUACCAGUGCUGCUUCGACCGUCUAUGUCAUCAACUAUGGUGAAUCGCAAGAACCAGAACCCGUGCGAAGGCGAACAGAGGAUUUGCCCGAGCGACCGCCAAUUGAUGAUCUUGAAGCCCAAACAUCAACUGCCUCACGGGGAAACAAUCCGCACGCGGACGCUAACAGCUCAUCACGAUUACGACAAACGAGCAAUGCGCUGCGGAAUGUGGUGCAAAAUCCGUUCAAGCGAAAACGGAUGAGUCCACCAGCAGAAGUUCGAGCCGCCCGAGACAACAGUGAUACUCCUGGGAUACCCGCUCAUUCAUACUCGAAGUGGGAUAUCAAGGGCAGACUCGGUGCCAUUGCAGCUGAGCAGGGUGAAAAGUUCCGCGAGAGAAAGCAAGAAAAGGCAAAUGAUGUUGACUUGCCUUAUACUGUGAUUCCAGCACCCACUCGAGGAGCGGCAGCAUGGAGUCCUCAUGUGCUCAAACACACCAACAGUGAUAUGAGCAGCAAAGAUUCGUCGACGGGUUCGCAACAGAACACAGUCCGAGAUUCGAACAGCUCACAUCACGUAACGUGGGCCAGUUCCACAACGGCCGGCAGUCAAGGCGAUAGCAACAUCGUCAACGAUGCUAUCAAUAGCCGAACGGAAGACGAUGCGACACCUCGGCAGGGCCCUAUCGCAGGAACGGCUCUGGCCACGAGGAAUAGCUCAACAUCUGAUGAAGAAGUUGCACGAACUCGAGACGAUGAUGAGCACGGAACGCCGCGACCAACUUGA